This is a messenger RNA of Parnassius apollo (apollo), 4689 nucleotides long. The record is from the annotation of a GenBank genome assembly. Lineage: Eukaryota; Metazoa; Arthropoda; Insecta; Lepidoptera; Papilionidae.
AUGAUAAGAGAGAUGGAUAAUAGACAUGAUUGCCGUGAGCGACCGAAACAGAUAGUGACGCCACGCAAUGAGACGGAGAUGCGUCUGACACCAGGAUUUACGUCAGUCAAGAAGAAUUGCUACACGCCAAUGUGGAACGAGCAAAUUGUUUUCACGGAAAUGUUCCCGCCGUUAUGCCAGCGGAUCAAAAUUCAGCUAAGAGACAAUGAUCCAGUGCAGCCUAAUAUCAUCGGCACCCAUUUCAUCGAUCUCAAAACGAUUUCAAAUGAUGGAGAGAGAGGCUUCCUACCAACAUUUGGCCCAACUUACGUUUAUCUGUACGGAUCUACACGAGAUUAUAGCCUAAUUGAUCAGCAUUCAAACUUAAACAAGGGUAUGGGUGAAGGUGUUUCUUACAGAGCUAGAAUUCUGAUAUCAAUUCGUACCGAGAUUAUGGAUAGCAUAGAAGGCCCAGCGUCUGAAGUUGAAGUUGAACCGAUAGCUCCUAUUAAUAUGUCAUCAUUUGAAAAGAAUGAAGAAUUUUUUCUCUUUGGUAGUAUUUUUGACGCUAACAUGAUCGACAAACACCUUGUCGACAAGCCGUUGCAAUUUGAACUAAGUGUCGGUAACGCUGGUAAUUCACUCGAUGGACAUAAUGAGUCUGUCAAGAGACCUCACGAUUUGGAAUGUGAACAACUUGAUGAAUUAAGUGCCGAUACGGGGUACUGGCAAAGUGUUACUCAACCAACUAAAGCGACUUCAGCAGAUAAGAAUUAUUACUAUCUUCCAUACUGGGAUCAUAAACAGUGUAUGCACGUUCGCAGCAUUUGGCCUGAUCAUCGCAGACGCAUGUAUAACUCCAACAUGAUUUCGAAUAUCGUGGAUAAAUUUGAAGAGGGGCUGUCAGAUGUUCAAAUGGCUAUUGAGGCUGACGGUGGACCGAAUAACACAUGCGUAGCAGCCCUAAAAUCUUCUCUGGAAUCCGUUAGCAAAUCCUGUGCUGCUUAUGUUCACCAUAUGAGUAGUUCUCCACCCAUCGGCAAUACUAAACUUGAUCGGGAGAGACUUAAAAUGUGUAUCUAUGAAGUUGACCAGAUAAGUGCUUUGACGAAAAAUCUAAGGGCACUCAUUACGAAACAUUCUAUCAAAGACCGCAUCAGUACUGCUUUCAAUUAUUUGAAGAGACUUAAACAAAUCUGCGAAGAUUCACAGCCAGCAAUGCCUGAUGUGUUUAUAUGGAUGAUAAGUAACGGAAAGCGCUUAGCUUACUACCGAAUUCCAGCCAGAGAUAUUAUUUACUCUGAAUAUUCUGAAGAGUCUGGUAAAUUCUGUGGAAAAAUGCAGACACUGUUUCUGAAGUGGCCCGGGAAAAAGGCAAGCACACCAAGAGGAUGGACCAUUCCAGCUAUGAUUAGAGUAUACCUCUGGUUAGGGAUCUUGCAAGACAAAAAACAUUAUAUUGAUGGCCUUCCUCAUGGUUUUGAAAUUAGUUCGGAGAUACGAAAUGCUGAGAAGUUACGAUCAAACGCUCCGAAUACUAUAUUUUAUGCAGAAAAACACAACUUUCAAAUGCGGGCAUAUAUUUAUCAAGCUAGAUCUUUAAUUGGUUCAGACUCCUCUGGUUUAUCUGAUCCUUUUGCCAGAGUCAUAAUUGGAGAUAGUACUUCAACCACUCAAAUAAUAGAUGAAACUUUGAGUCCUACUUGGGACGAGCUACUUAUAUUUGAUGACAUAUUACUAUACAGUACUAUUGAACAAAUUAAAGUAGACCCACCCACAAUUGUCAUAGAAAUAUUUGAUCAAGACAAAGUUGGUAAAUCAGAGUUUAUAGGACGCACAUUAGCUAAACCAGCGAUUAAGGCCUUUGAAGAUAGUUAUAAAAGACCACAAUUUCCACCAUCUUUAGAAUGGUAUGAAAUUACUAGAGGUGAUGAUAGAGCGGGUGAACUAUUAGCCACUUUUGAAUUGCUUGAGAUUCCACCCAAACAAGAUGCAUCCAUUUUACCUGAGCUCCCUUCACCAAGAGAACCUAGUGGAAAGCCUCCAUUUGACAUGAAUAAAGGCCCUAUUUUGCCAGUACCCAAAGGAAUACGCCCAACGCUUUCGAAGUAUCGUAUUGAAGUCCUAUUUUGGGGCUUACGUGAUUUGAAACGCGUUCAUUUACUAACGGUAGAUAAGCCAAGAGUUGACAUUGAGUGUGCGGGAAAUAUUUUAUAUUCUACUCUUAUACAAAAUGCUCAACGUAAUCCAAACUUCACAAAACCUGUGAAAUAUGUAGACGUGGAAUUGCCGGAUCAGGAAUUGUAUAGACCGCCGUUGACAAUUCGAGUAGUCGAUUGUCGCAGUUUUGGCAGAAUGACAUUGGUUGGAACACAUACCAUUAAUUCCAUUCAUAAGUAUAUAUACACACCAAUGAGUAAGCGUGAAAAGGAAAUCGAAAAGCGAAAAAAAUCUUUAAUCCAAUUGCAAAACGUGGAUUUGCGCAGAAACUGCUUAAUUCAAGACGAUAUUUUAACAAUUGAAAAUGAGAAAGAGAGCUCUCCACUUUUAUUGCAUAACGAUCGUCAUACUAUCUCAUAUGGCUCUAACAUUAAAACAGGAGCUCGCAAGAAAAUAAUGAAACGUGAAACUAGUAAGAAACGCAAAGUCAGCACUGAUUCAGUAUUAGAAGAUGACGAAAAUAGCAAAGAUUGGUGGACAAAGUAUUUUGCUUCUGUUGGAUCAAUGAUUGAAGAAGAAAAGGAAGCAAAAAGAGAGAGGGCGGGGUUUCUCCGAGCGCCCUUGUCUUCAAUUGCAGAUGAUUAUAGAUGUACUCAUGAAGACUGGAAUUCAUCACAGGUACAACAUGAACGCCAUACACGACAAAAAUCACACUCUCCUAGAAUAAAGAUAAGUCCUAUAUUGUCAAAGAAAAAUGAAAUACCAAGAUCAGCUUUGACUAAGGUUUAUCCUCAUGAGUUGGAAGCGGUACCAGAAUAUGAAGAAUUUAAAGAGUGGUUACAUUCAUUUGAAUUGUACCGAGGAAAAAAGACUGGUGAUGACACCGAAGACGAAAACCGUGUAGUCGGUGUUUUUAAGGGGGCUAUAAAAUUUUACAAGUGGCCAAUACCAAAGGAAAUCGACGAUCAUACUGUAAUGGGAUUUGAUCCAAAUCACGGAUUUUUCCAAGGAGUCCCGAGUAACGAACCAAUCCAUGUUUUAGUUAGAGUUUAUAUAGUGAGAGCCACUGAUUUACAUCCAAUGGAUUUGAAUGGAAAGGCCGAUCCAUAUAUUGCAUUGCACAUGGGCUCUAAAAGAAUAAGCGAUAAAGAAAAUUACGUGUCAAAACAAUUAAAUCCGGUUUUCGGAAAAUGUUUUGAAAUUGAAGCGACCUUUCCACAGGACUCCAUGCUGACGAUUCAAGUUUUAGAUUGGGACUUGCUUGGAUCUGACGAGUUGAUUGGAGAAACGAAAAUUGAUCUUGAAAAUCGUUUUUACAGCCGACAUAGGGCAACAUGCGGACUGCCCAAGAAAUAUGAAGAGCAAGGUUAUAAUAAAUGGCGCGACGCGAUGAAACCAACACAAAUUUUAGCAAAGCUUUGCAAAGAUGGAAAAUUGGACCCACCAAUUUACGAGCACGAACAAGUUAAAAUCGGAUGUGCUAUAUUCAACAUGCCAAUAGACGACAUUGAACUCUUUUCCAACCCUGAUACCAUUGAAGAACAAAUGGCGUUGGUUGUUCUUCACCGCUGGCAAGAAGUACCGCGUGUUGGCACAAGUCUGGUUACUGAGCAUGUGGAAACCCGACCUUUGUAUAAUCCCAACAAACCGGGUAUCGAGCAAGGACGCUUAGAGAUGUGGGUUGACAUGUUUCCAAUGGACAUGCCUCUUCCGGGACCACCAUUGGAUAUAUCGCCCCGUAAACCUAAACCAUACGAGAUGAGAGUUAUUAUAUGGAAUACAGAUGACGUAGUUUUGGAAGAUGAUGCUUUCUUCACCGGCGAAAAGAUGUCCGACAUUUAUGUGAAAGGUUGGCUUAAAGGCCCUGAUGAUUGUCAGUGCACGGAUAUACAUUAUCGGUCCCUAACUGGAGAAGGCAACUUUAACUGGCGUUUCAUUUAUCCAUUCGAUUAUUUGGAGGCUGAAGAACGCAUUGUGAUUUCUAGAAAAGAAUCAGUUUUUUCUUGGGAUGAGACUGAAUGCAAAAUUCCGGCUCGCUUCGAGCUGCAAGUGUGGGAUUCAGACCAUUUUUCUGCUGAUGAUUUCUUGGGAGCUAUUACACUAGACUUGAAUAGAUUCCCCCGUGGGGCAAAAUCAUCUAAGUUAUGUACUCUGGAUAUGCUUAGUAAUGACGGCAGGGUCCCAAUGGUAAACAUAUUUAAACAAAAGCGCGUAAAGGGCUGGUGGCCUUUCUACAUUAAACGUGACAAUGAGAAAAUGGAACUAACAGGCAAAGUAGAGGCAGAAAUACAUCUCUUAACACGUGAAGAAGCUGACAAAUUACCAGCUGGUCUAGGACGCAAUGAACCGGAUCCUUUGGAUAAACCAAACCGCCCGGAUGCAUCUUUUAUGUGGUUCCUCAAUCCGCUUAAAUCCAUCCGAUACAUCGUCUGGCAUAAUUACAAGUGGACAACAGUGAAGGUAUCUGCAGUGAUAUUUGCGGCCGUCAUGAUACUGUUGCUCGUUUAUGCAGUCCCAGGAUAUACAGUCAAGAAACUCCUAGGAGCUUAA